This is a messenger RNA of Penaeus vannamei (Pacific white shrimp), 2438 nucleotides long. The record is from RefSeq and is a predicted model, not a curated record. NCBI's taxonomy places the organism in Eukaryota, Metazoa, Arthropoda, Malacostraca, Decapoda, Penaeidae.
GGGAGCCUGAUGGGGCGAAGCGGGACGUCCUGCGGGAGGGACGUCACCGCCGCCGCGGCCACGUCGGGCGCAGUCGUCGGCCGAGCGGGGCAGCGAGCACACUUACGGCGCGUCAGUCUCUCCUUCACCCUCCAACGUCGCCGCCAUGGGGAUCAAGUUUCUAGAGGUGAUAAAACCGUUCUGUGCGGUUUUACCCGAAAUCCAGAAGCCGGAACGGAGGAUCCAGUUCAGAGAGAAGGUGUUAUGGACGGCCAUCACUCUCUUCAUUUUCCUCGUCUGUUGCCAGAUUCCCCUCUUCGGCAUCAUGAGCUCAGACUCUGCGGACCCCUUCUAUUGGAUCCGUGUAAUCCUCGCCAGCAACCGAGGCACACUCAUGGAGCUGGGCAUCUCGCCCAUCGUCACGUCCAGUCUCAUCAUGCAGCUCCUAGCAGGGGCGAAGAUCAUUGAGGUUGGAGAUACCCCAAAAGACAGAGCCCUGUUCAAUGGGGCGCAGAAGUUGUUUGGCAUGAUGAUCACUGUAGGCCAGGCCAUCCUGUAUGUGAUGACAGGCAUGUAUGGAGACCCCUCGGACCUGGGUGCGGGGGUCUGCCUCCUCAUCAUCAUUCAGCUGUUUGUUGCUGGCCUCAUUGUGCUGCUCCUUGAUGAACUCCUACAGAAGGGCUAUGGACUUGGCUCUGGUAUCUCCCUCUUCAUUGCCACCAACAUCUGUGAGACCAUUGUGUGGAAGGCCUUCUCACCUGCCACUGUCAACACUGGUCGUGGCACAGAGUUUGAGGGUGCGGUCAUUGCUCUUUUCCACCUUCUCGCUACAAGACAAGACAAGGUUCGAGCUCUCCGUGAGGCCUUCUACCGCCAGAACCUCCCCAACCUCACCAACCUCUUAGCAACGGUUCUCAUCUUUGCAAUUGUAAUAUACUUCCAGGGCUUCCGCGUGGACCUGCCCAUCAAGUCUGCUCGCUACCGUGGGCAGUACUCUUCUUACCCCAUCAAGCUGUUCUACACCUCCAACAUCCCCAUCAUCUUACAGUCUGCGCUCGUCUCCAACCUUUAUAUCAUUGCACAGAUGUUGGCAGUGAAAUUCCCAGGUAACUUCUUUGUGGGCCUACUGGGAGUGUGGGCAGACACAGGCUCUGGAGGCCCAGGGCGUGCCUCCUACCCCAUUGGCGGCCUCUGCUACUAUAUGUCGCCCCCCGAGUCCUUUGGUCACAUCAUGGAGGAUCCCUUCCAUGCGGUUGUGUACAUCACCUUCAUGCUGGGUUCGUGCGCUUUCUUCUCCAAGACCUGGAUUGAAGUGUCAGGAUCUUCGGCCAAGGAUGUGGCCAAGCAGCUGAAGGAACAGCAGAUGGUGAUGCGCGGCCAUCGGGAAAAGUCCAUGAUCCAUGAACUGAACCGCUACAUUCCAACGGCAGCAGCCUUUGGUGGCCUAUGCAUUGGUGCGCUUUCUGUCUUGGCAGAUUUCCUCGGUGCAAUUGGCUCGGGCACAGGUAUCUUGCUGGCUGUCACCAUCAUUUACCAGUACUUUGAGAUCUUCGUCAAAGAACAGAGUGAGAUGGGCAGUAUGAGUACUCUUCUCUUCUAGAUUGUCCCAGCGAACUGGUCAUUCUUAGAGAGACAGUGAUAAAGAUGUAAAUGUUCUUGUGCUAACAAAAAAAAUAGGGAAAAUGGUGCAAGCAACUUUGGGAUGAACUUAACUUGUGACUGAAAUGAUUUUUAUAGUGAUCUACUUGCAAGAUUAACUUGCAGGUCUCUGAGGUGUGCAAUAAUAUUUAUAAUUCCACACUGGACUUGGUUCGGUGCAGUGUGGAACACGAAGGCAGACUGCUGGAUUCCUUUCUUCUCCAUCUUGGUGUCUGUGGUGCUGGGAUGACAUUUAAUAUUGGCUUCUGAACUGCACUGAAAUCAGACGUGGCUUUAAAUAGCAAGAACAGAAAGACAAGAAACAAUCAGAUUUAUGAUUGUUAAUUUGACAAGAAAUCCAAUUGUUCCAAAUGCCUGAUUAGUGAUGGUCAUAAUUGUGCUUGGGAUUUCCUGUGUUCAGAGAUGGGCAUAUUUUAUAGAAGAAAAAAAAAUUGGAUAUCUAAAUUUUACCAAGGACAGUACUUCAAUAGUUAUGUCUCCCACUCCACUUGAAUGGAGAGCAUUCCAAAAAAAGAAAAAAGAAAAAAAAAAAGAAUUACGUUAAAGGUUUUUGUUGUUAUAAAGUUUAUAUUGUAAAGAAUAAUCUUUAUUUUUUUAUUGCCAGCUUUCCAAUCAAGAGACAAAAAAAAGCAGUUCCACUAAAGUCCUUUUUGGUCUUGAAAGCCUUGCUAAACUGUUAAAGGUCUCAUGCCGUGGACAAUGUGAUGUCAGUACGCAUGUUGUAUGCGAGUUUGUGUCAGUGUUUGUACUUUUUACAAGUAGAUGUAAGGAUGUAAUGUUAAAUAAGGAUAUUACAAAAA